Messenger RNA from Mya arenaria, 702 nucleotides. Its product is annotated as sodium/potassium/calcium exchanger 1-like. The transcript has 2 exons. The coding region runs from base 1 to 702 and encodes 233 amino acids. The record is from RefSeq and is a predicted model, not a curated record. NCBI's taxonomy places the organism in Eukaryota, Metazoa, Mollusca, Bivalvia, Myida, Myidae.
AUGUCACGAUGGAUAAGUGUUUUGGUUCGUCAAGAAGUAGUCGGCUACAGCAUCGACGCAGUUCAGUUGUUCGCCACCCCGACAAAACGAAAUGUGAUAUCAAGAGUUCAAGUUUUGAAUUCCGAGCGAAGACAGUGCGACCUUGGACUUGAGACACAAGGCAAGGACACAGACAACAUUGAACUAGAGGCACGAGGCAAUGACGCAGACGACACUGAACAAGAUGCCCAAGGCAAUGACGCAGUCACAGACGACACUGAACUCGAGGCACAAGGUAAGGGCAAAGACAACAUUGAACUAGAGGCACAAGGCAAUUGCAGAAACAACACUGAACUAGAGACACAAGGCAAUGACGCAGAAGACACGCACCUAGAGGCACAAGGCAAUGACGCAAUAGACACGCACCUAGAGGCACAAGGCAAUGACGCAGAAGACACGCACCUAGAGGCACAAGGCAAUUGCACAUACAACACUAAGCUAGAGACACAAGGCAAUGACGCAGAAGACACGCACCUAGAGGCACAAGGCAAAGACACAGACGACACUGAACGAGAGGCACAAGGCAAUGACGCAGGCACAGACGACACUGAACUAGAGGCACAAGGUAAGGGCAAAGACAAUACUAAACUAGAGAUACUAGGCAAAGGCAGCACAGACGACACGUACCUAGAGGCACAAGGCAAUGACGCAGGCGAAACUUAA